Bubalus bubalis (water buffalo) is the source of this 2871-nucleotide messenger RNA. RefSeq names its product replication protein A1 (gene RPA1). Gene Ontology annotation, molecular function: single-stranded telomeric DNA binding; damaged DNA binding. Lineage: Eukaryota; Metazoa; Chordata; Mammalia; Artiodactyla; Bovidae. Bases 124 to 1974 code for a protein of 616 amino acids. The transcript has 17 exons. Gene Ontology annotation, cellular component: nucleus; DNA replication factor A complex. Gene Ontology annotation, biological process: nucleotide-excision repair; double-strand break repair via homologous recombination; telomere maintenance via telomerase. The record is from RefSeq and is a predicted model, not a curated record.
UCGGGAGGCGGGGGCGGUUCACGCAGCUCCUCCGGCCAAUCGCCUUGGAGCGCGCGGGUCCCCGGGAGUAAAGCCAGGCUUGUGUUGGGGGAGCCGGAGCGCGGGAGUUGUUGCGGCGGAACCAUGGUGGGCCACCUGAGCGAGGGGGCCAUUGCGGCCAUCAUGCAACAGGGAGAUACAUCUAUAAAACCCAUCCUCCAAGUCAUUAACAUCCGUCCCAUUACUACAGGGAAUAGUCCACCCCGUUAUCGACUGCUUAUGAGUGAUGGAUUGAAUACUCUAUCUUCGUUCAUGUUGGCAACACAGCUGAACCCUCUUGUUGAGGAAGAGCGAUUGUCUAGCAACUGUAUUUGCCAGAUUAACCGAUUUAUUGUGAACACGCUGAAAGAUGGAAGGAGAGUGGUUAUUUUGAUGGAGUUAGAAGUUUUGAAAUCAGCUGAAGCAGUUGGAUCAAAGAUUGGCAACCCAAUGCCUUAUAAUGAAGGACACGGACAGCAGCCAGUAGUUCCUCCUCCUGUCUCAGCAGCCAGUCCACCAACCAGCAGGCCCCAGCAACAGAAUGGGAGCCCAGGAGUGGCUUCCACUGCAUCUAAGGCUUUUGGUGCCUCAAAGACAUUUGGAAAAGCUGGCGGUACCAGCCAAGUGAACAGCUCUGGGGGAACACAGGCCAAAGUGGUACCCAUUGCCAGCCUCACCCCGUACCAAUCCAAGUGGACUAUCUGUGCUCGUGUCACCAACAAAAGUCAGAUCCGUACCUGGAGCAACUCCCGAGGGGAAGGGAAGCUUUUCUCCAUAGAACUGGUUGAUGAGAGUGGUGAAAUCAGAGCGACUGCUUUCAAUGAGCAAGCGGACAAGUUUUUCCCCCUUAUUGACGUGAACAAGGUCUAUUACUUCUCUAAAGGCACCCUGAAGAUCGCCAACAAACAAUUCACAGCCGUCAAAAACGACUAUGAGAUGACCUUCAACAAUGAGACUUCUGUCAUGCCCUGUGAAGACGGUCAUCACUUACCCACAGUUCAGUUUGAUUUCACAGGGAUUGACGACCUGGAGAGCAAAUCUAAAGACUCGCUUGUAGACAUAAUCGGGAUCUGCAAGAACUACGAAGAUGUCACAAAAAUCAUAGUAAAGUCUAACAACAGAGAAGUCUCGAAGAGAAAUAUCUAUCUGAUGGAUAUGUCAGGGAAAGUGGUGAACGCUACCCUGUGGGGAGACGAUGCUGAUAAAUUUGAUGGUUCUAGACAACCUGUGAUGGCCAUCAAAGGAGCCAGAGUUUCUGAUUUUGGUGGACGGAGCCUCUCUGUCCUAUCUUCAAGCACCAUCAUUGUGAACCCUGACAUCCCAGAGGCCUAUAAGCUUCGUGGAUGGUUUGACUCAGAAGGACAAGCCUUAGAUGGCAUUUCCAUCUCUGAUCUAAAGAGUGGAGGAGCAGGUGGGAGCAAUACCAACUGGAAAACUUUAUAUGAGGUCAAGUCGGAGAACCUGGGCCAAGGUGACAAGCCUGACUAUUUUAGCUCUGUGGCAACUGUGGUGUAUCUUCGCAAAGAGAACUGUAUGUACCAGGCCUGCCCAACUCAGGAUUGUAACAAGAAAGUGAUCGACCAGCAGAACGGAUUGUACCGCUGCGAGAAGUGUGACAGUGAAUUCCCCAAUUUCAAGUACCGCAUGAUCCUGUCAGUCAAUAUUGCCGAUUUUCAAGAGAAUCAGUGGGUCACAUGUUUCCAGGAGUCUGCAGAGGCCAUCCUUGGACAAAGCACUGCUUAUCUUGGAGAAUUAAAAGAGAAGAACGAGCAAGCAUUUGAGGAAGUUUUCCAGAAUGCCAACUUUCGAUCUUUUACGUUCAGGAUCAGGGUCAAACUGGAGACCUACAAUGAUGAGUCUCGAAUUAAGGCCACGGUGGUGGACGUGAAGCCUGUGGACUACAGAGAAUACGGCAGAAGGCUGGUCAUGAACAUCAGGAGAAACGCGGCGAUGUGAGAGGAUCCUGCCAAUGGGGCAGGAGCUUGUGGAUAGAGGGCUGAAGCGAACCCCCGCCACCCCACCUCCAACCUCCACCCGCACCACCAUCCCCGCCCUGACUGACAGCGAUGCAGAGCGCCCCUCUACCACGGACUAAGCCAUCGCCUCUCGUCACACCUGGGAACCCACUGGCAGCAAAGGGAAAACGCUCGUGGGGCUGUGGUGUAAACCGUGUCAGACCGGGGUCAGCUGCGAGGACCAUAGUACCACUCACUCCCUGUCUUUAGGCUUUUGUCAGUUUUACUAAGAGCUCAUUAUUUUCAACCAGGAAUUAUGUCACAAGUAAUUGACCCUCAGUCUGUAGACAGUGAAAUAAAUUAUGUAAGUCGGGUUCCUGCUUCUCCAGUGGUGACACCUUCUCAGCUCGGGUCCCUUCCCAAGGGGGAGCGCUGAGAAGUGGUUUUGUGGAGGAACUUGAGUGUUUUAGGAAGCCUGUCUUCCUUGAUUUCAAAGGCUCCCUUUCUAGAGGGGCCACACAGUUGUUAAUGCCUGGAUUGGCAAUGGGGUAGAAUUAUUAAUCAAAGUCAUAUCUUUUAUAUCUGAAGAAUAUCCUUCCUUCAGGGUUUAAUAGACUGAGUCAGAUGGGUCUGAUAUUAAUCAAAAUGGUCUCUUCUGAGGAAGGCUGAUAAGCAUUGACUUGCUGUCCCCUAGAGACAUCCCGGCAACUACAAAGCAUCGCUUUCGUCUCCCCUUCAAUUAAUGUUGCAUUUCUGUUGGUACGCCUUUUCUACCUGUACAUAUUUCUUGCAUUUGUAUGUUUUCUUUUCUUGAUUAAAGCUGCAUAAAAUAGAAGGGAUUCUGAAGGGAGAAGCCCUUUGUUGUCAUUGCCUUGUUUAAUAAACAGUUUAUUCUCUG